UAGACGAUGGGAAGCCCCCCUGCUUCCGAACCGACCACCAAUCCGUGGUUCCUCCCGGGCCACGGCGGCGGCGGCGGCGAUGCGGCUUCUCUCCGGCGCCUCUGCGCCCCGCAUCCCCUGCUCCCUCCUCUCUUUCCCCCGCGCGAUGCCAAGACGCUUACCGGUCUCCGCCUCUAGAGCCGCCUGCCGAGCGGCCUCCUCGUCAGCUGCCGCGGCCGCGGGCGACGGCGGCGCGAGCGCGCAGAAGCCGUGGUUGUUCGUCGGGCUCGGGAACCCCGGGAAAGUGUACCAAGGCACUCGCCACAACGUUGGAUUUGAGAUGAUUGAUGUUAUAUCAGAAGCUGAGGGUAUAUCUCUCAGCAGUAUGCAGUUUAAGGCAAUGGUUGGAAAAGGUCGUAUUGGUGAUACCCCUAUCAUGCUAGCCAAACCACAAACUUUUAUGAAUGCAAGUGGUGAGUCUGUUGGGCAGUUGGUUUCAUAUUUCAAGAUACCACUUAAUCAAGUUCUUGUGAUGUAUGAUGAUCUAGACUUACCAUUUGCAAAGUUGCGUCUACUGCCGAAAGGUGGACAUGGCGGUCAUAAUGGGAUGAGAAGCAUUAUCAACCAUUUGAAGCAGAACCGUGAGUUCCCACGUUUAAGAAUUGGUAUUGGACGCCCACCUGGGAAGAUGGAUCCUGCCAAUUUUGUUCUUCGACCAUUUAACAGAAAAGAACAAGAAGAGCUUGAUUUCGCUUUCCAUAGGGGCUUGGAGGCAGUUAGAAUAAUGGUACUUGACGGGUUCAACAAGAGCGCAACUUAUGUGAACACGGCGCAGUCCUCUGGAAUGUUGAACAGAUGAUAAACUGUUCGAUUUAUUCUUAUGCCAAAGAGAUUCUUAUGUCAGAUCUCAGCUGUUUCAUAUCCAUUAGACACUUGCACACAUUUGUGCGCUCUGAAAAUCCUGAGUUCCCGAGGACUGAAGAGUUUAUUUGAGCAUGCAGCAACAUUAGGAUGGUUUUGUCAUCAUCAGCUUAAUUAUAUAGAACUAGAGAAGUUGCACUAUAUCAUACUGUUUGUUUCUUACAUUUGUAGUCUUGUAUUUAUUUCAAGAAAAACUGUAGCCUUGUAAUUUGGAGACAUGGAAGAAGGAAGAAGGAAAAAAAGGUCUCCUGCCUUGGUAACCUAUACUUUCAGAAUACUGUUAAACAGGUUUCCAGUGUUUCACUUCCACAAAUACCUUGUCUCACUUUCUACACGUAUAUACAAAUGUUGAUGCAGUAUUCACGCCUUUG
This is a messenger RNA of Oryza brachyantha (malo sina), 1271 nucleotides long. Its product is annotated as peptidyl-tRNA hydrolase, mitochondrial. Lineage: Eukaryota; Viridiplantae; Streptophyta; Magnoliopsida; Poales; Poaceae. Gene Ontology annotation, molecular function: peptidyl-tRNA hydrolase activity. The record is from RefSeq and is a predicted model, not a curated record. Bases 80 to 838 code for a protein of 252 amino acids. The transcript is spliced from 8 exons.